AUGAAGUCCAUCAACGUUAACUUUAUUACUCCUGAAGAGUUAUACCAACUUAUCGAUUUUAAAAAGGUCGAUGUCACCAAGGUUAUUCCCGGAUUUGAUCCAUCAGCUGGCUUCAUGCUUACUUCGCCAGCAUUUUUCACCCCAUUUGAGGAAGACCACCAACCUGUCAUUCAAUGUGACAGCCCAGAAUCAUUACCAUCAUUAUUACCACCAUCACCACCAUCACCUCCAUCACCACAAACUCCGUCAGUUCCAAACUUUGAAUCAUCUGAAAUCAAAAGUU
This is a messenger RNA of Lodderomyces theae, 283 nucleotides long. RefSeq lists its product as uncharacterized. The record is from RefSeq and is a predicted model, not a curated record. The annotation marks the transcript as partial. The transcript has a single exon. NCBI's taxonomy places the organism in Eukaryota, Fungi, Ascomycota, Pichiomycetes, Serinales, Debaryomycetaceae.